Salvia miltiorrhiza (redroot sage) is the source of this 1782-nucleotide messenger RNA. RefSeq names its product DNA polymerase lambda. Gene Ontology annotation, cellular component: nucleus. Gene Ontology annotation, molecular function: DNA binding; DNA-directed DNA polymerase activity. NCBI's taxonomy places the organism in Eukaryota, Viridiplantae, Streptophyta, Magnoliopsida, Lamiales, Lamiaceae. Gene Ontology annotation, biological process: double-strand break repair via nonhomologous end joining. The record is from RefSeq and is a predicted model, not a curated record.
GGAACACACAUAAAAAUGGCGCCAAAGCCUAAGAAGAAAUCUCCACCGUCUGAUCCUAACGGAGUAUUUUCCGGAAUCACCGUCUUCCUUAUUGAAGCCGGCGUUCAACAGCGUCGCCUUCAGAUUUGGAAGCAAAAACUGGUGCAAUUGGGGGCUAAGAUUGAGGAGAGUUUCUCCAAAAGGGUUACCCACAUUUUUGCCGGCGGACGCGGAUUCGCUUCUCAGAAAAGUAGGCAGCAGAACUUGAAGCGAUUCAAAGGGAAAAUUUUGAACUAUCAGUGGAUAGAGGACAGCUUGAGAGCAGGAGAAAAGGUGUCUGAAGAUCCAUACGUAUUCUCAGAGGACGCGUCGAAAAAUUGUAGUAGCAAGGUUAGUGAAGAGAAUCUGAAACAUGUCGAUGCAAAUUUGAGUUAUGAAGACCAAUUGCCAUCAAAGAAGCUUAAGACCUGUCCCCAAGAGUCCGAAACUGUUGAAUCUGAGGAAAGGCCUAGACAUCCAGUGGAUUCCGCUAAAUGUUCCCCAAAAUCUGAUAAUGCUAGCGGCUCAUCUCAAUCUGCAGGCCCCAUAAGCCCAGAGGUCACUAGUCUGAGUUUGGAUGGUUUAAAUAAAGAUGUCUCGUCAUCUGACACAUCGUCGUUGUAUAGCCCUCCUGAUAUGAACAGGAAUAUAACUGAGAUAUUCGGAAAGCUUAUCGACAUUUACAGAGCCCUAGGUGAAGAUCGCAGGUCAUUUAGUUAUUACAAGGCUAUUCCAGUUAUUGAAAAAUUGCCUUUCAAAAUUGAAAGUGCGGACCAGGUUAAACAUCUACCUGGUAUUGGAAAGUCUCUGCAGGAUCAUAUUCAGGAAAUAGUGAAUACUGGAAGGCUCUCAAAGUUGGAUCACUUUGAGAAGGAUGAAAAGGUACGCUCGAUCAGUUUAUUUGGAGAAGUAUGGGGCAUUGGACCUACUACUGCAUCAAAACUUUAUGAGAAAGGACACAGAACCCUAGAUGAUCUGGAAAAUGAGGAAUCGUUAACAAAUGCCCAGAGGUUAGGUUUAAAAUACUUUGAUGACAUCAAGACCAGAAUUGCACGCCACGAGGUUCAGGAGAUGGAAAGUCUUCUAAAGAAAGUUGGAGAAGAGAUAUUGCCUGGGGUAGACAUUGUUUGUGGAGGAUCAUACAGACGUGGAAAGGCUUCUUGUGGGGAUAUGGAUAUUGUGAUCACACACGCUGAUGGGAAAAGUCAUAUAGGCUUUCUCCCAAAGUUUGUAAAGCGUCUCAAGGAUAUUAACUUCUUGAGAGAGGAUUUGGUCUUCAGUAUUCACAGUGAGGAGGGUACAGAUUCUGGAGUGGAUACAUAUUUUGGUCUUUGCACCUAUCCUGGUCGAGAGUUGCGACAUCGCAUAGAUUUCAAGGUUUACCCAAGGGAUAUAUAUGCAUUCGGAUUAAUAGCAUGGACAGGGAAUGAUGUGCUAAACAGAAGGUUGAGACUAUUAGCAGAAUCAAAGGGAUUCAGGCUUGAUGACACAGGAUUGUUUCCUGCGACUCAUGGUUCAGGGGGGAAACGGGGAAGCAAAGGCAGCGCAAGUUUGAAGUUUGCAACUGAAAAACAAGUGUUUGAUUUUCUUGGGUUCCCAUGGCUGGACCCUAAUCAAAGGAAUUUGUGAAGUUGUUCUACUUUUACAGCAACAAUGUGUCCAGAGCUGUAUGUUUUUUGUGAGAUGCAAACCACUGUAACUAUCUUGCACAUAUAUAUUUGUAAGUUAUGUUUUGUCUCAGUUUCAUGGGUUUAAAUUACUUUC